This is a messenger RNA of Phlebotomus argentipes, 1694 nucleotides long. RefSeq names its product arylsulfatase B-like. The record is from RefSeq and is a predicted model, not a curated record. The coding region runs from base 20 to 1666 and encodes 548 amino acids. NCBI's taxonomy places the organism in Eukaryota, Metazoa, Arthropoda, Insecta, Diptera, Psychodidae. The transcript is spliced from 3 exons.
AGAGUGAGACAAUCGCGCGAUGGAAGUGAAGUUAUUUUGUGGAAUUGUGACUCUUCUGCUGCUGUUUGAUGGCGGACUGUCGAAAGGUGGUCCAAAGAGUCCACCGAAUAUCAUUGUGAUCAUGGCUGAUGACUUGGGAUCGAAUGACAUGAGUUUCCGGGGCUCCAAUCAGAUUCCGACGCCCAAUAUCGACGCCCUGGGCUAUCAAGGAGUCAUCCUCAAUCGACACUACGUGCCAGCGCUGUGCUCACCUUCCAGGGCGGCGCUGCUCACCGGCAAGUAUCCCAUUCACACGGGCCUGCAGCACUCCGUGAUUGUGUCCGAUGAGCCCUGGAGUCUGUCCACGAGAGAGAAGCUCCUGCCGCAGUACCUGAAGGAGUGCGCCGCCUACAGGACUCACAUGGUCGGCAAGUGGCAUUUGGGCUUUGCCCGGAAGCGCUUCACGCCUCUGCAGCGCGGCUUUGACUCCCACUUUGGCGUCUGGGGUCCAGGCCUCAGCUACUUCUCCCACCGCUUCGUCUUGCCAUGGGCGCCGUGGUAUGAUGGCCACGACAUGCGGCGCAAUGAGAACGUCACGUAUGAGUCCGCUGGCCAGUACUUGACCGACGUGAUCACGGACGAGGCCGUUGAGGUGAUUCGGCGACACGAUGACAAGCAGCCGCUCUUCCUCGCCGUCACGCACGUGGCGCCGCACGCGGCCGAGGAGACGGAUCCGCUGCAGGCGCCGGAAGAGGAGAUCCGCCAGUUUGGCUACAUUGAGGAUCCCAAGCGCCGGAUCUACGCCGCAAUGGUUGCGUCGCUGGACAAGAGCGUGGGCAGAAUCGUGAUGGCGCUGCAGGAGACGGAACUGCUGAGGAACUCCCUGGUGCUCUUCUACUCCGACAACGGGGCUCCCAGUCAGGGUCUCUACGCCACCACAGGAUCGAACUAUCCCUUGAGAGGCCAAAAGGCGAGUCCUUGGGAAGGCGGCAUUCGGCAGCCGGCUGUGAUCUGGAGUCCUUUGAUUGAGAAGCGCCACCGCGUGUCCGAUGAGCUGAUCUACUCAACUGACUGGCUGCCGACCCUCGUGGGCCUGUGUCGUGGCGACGUGAACAGCAAUCUGGACGGCUUCGAUCUCUGGAGGACGAUUUCGCGGGACAAAGCCUCGCCCAGGCGAGAGAUUCUGCACAACAUCGAUCCAUUGGGCGGCUACAGUUCCUACUAUCGCGACGGAUGGAAGUACGUAAAUGGAUCGAUGGCGCCGCAGUUUGAUGGGUGGCUGGGAAGGGUGGCCGGUGUGGACAAGGCUCCGGCCGCCACUGCUUACGCGGAGAUGGUCAUGAAGAGUCCAACGUGGCGAGCUCUGGCGCCGCUGGCGGCGAAGAGACUCAAGGUGGCCGACAUCAAGCGUCUGCGCGAUCGCACGCAGAUCAGGUGCUCCAGAUGGUUCAGAUCGAAUCCCUGUGAUCCACAGAAUGCGCCUUGCUUGUUCCACGUGGACACAGAUCCGUGCGAGGAGAACAACUUGGCCAGACGGUUUGGGUGGAAGCUGAAGCAGAUGGAGGAGCGCGUGAAGGAGUUCCAGCAGAGUGCUGUACCGCCCAGAAACCGCCCCAGCGAUCCCAUGUCCAAUCCUGUGCACUGGAAUGACGUCUGGACUUCCUGGCUGGACGAGAUGUCAGUGUAAAAGCCAAUUGGCAGUGGUGAAUAAACAA